CCGUCUCACAAAUUGGGUCGAAAGAUAAAAGGGAGCAUGAGUACCUGUGGUUCGACCUCCACUUCCCUCCUUGCCAUUGAAACCAUCAAGCAAUUCCUCCGUCGCUUUCUUCAAUACUCAAAACCAUGUCUCUUUCUGGCACCUGGGCACUUGCCCCAGCAUUCACGCGCGAAACGAUGAGCGACAUUGCCCUCGGCAAUGUCAUCGCAGAUCCUCACGCACCUGACAGCCCCCUUCAGCAGGUCAAGCCCGAAGACCUGAGCGACUUUCCGACUGUUGAGGACGACGAUGAAGACUCCUAUCAAAUCGAGUCCGCUGACGGAUCGCCGCUGGCCUUGGGUCUCGGAGCGAGAAUCUUCAAUUCCCUGACGUUCGCAGUGUGGCACCAAAGACCUGCCAGCGGCUUCGCGAGCCAUAGCGUGGUGGGCGUGCGGACGCGGAAGCUCGCUCCCAAUUUUCCCUGGAAUGAACUUCACCUGUUUUUCGAACGAAAGUCAAUCCGUGCCUACCUAAUCUCUGGCAGGCCGCUUUACGUUGUGUCUGGUAUCAUGAUCGCGACGAAAUUCCUUCGGCACACCGUUCGGGAUCCGCCCCGGACGGAUCUUGGAUUCGGAUUUGGCGACAUUUCCUUCUCCGUGCAUCUCACGGGCAGCAGGGGAAUCUUUAGCCCCGAGAUCGGGAACGUCAACGCCGGCCUCAACAAUAUUCUCUUUGCGUAUCGACUGCACAAGGUCACUCUUGGCUCCGGGCCCCAGGAACCGCAGAUCCAAGCGCAACUCCAUCGUCCACCAGCAGCAUUCGCGUCGGUCAAUCCCGACAAGGCCAACAAGGGUGAGGAGGAAGGGGGGGAGGCGAAGGAGGAGGGAAACACUGGUAGUGGGGGAGGUCCCUUCUUGCGUGCUGACGAGAUGACUGCCGAAGACUGGCGCAAGCAUGAUUUUCAGAUCUUGGUCCCUGCGUUCGAGGAGACCGAGACUGGAAACUAGGUAGCUUUUUGCUUGUUAUUCGGCGACUCGGUGGGGACGGAAGUCAUCCAGUCCAUGUAUGGUCACAUUUGUCUAUUCCUACUCGGCGUAACUUUUGCCUCCCUAUGUAGAGGUAGACUAUCGCGCUGUGCCCCUUCCCCCGAGACCGUUGUACUUGAUGUGGUUCACGCAGCUGCAUCCCACACCAUCAACAAGCUAGUCGGUGGUCCCUCAAUCCCAGCCUUCUCCCUCCAUGCUUCAGCCAGACCUUUCAGUGCAGCUUCCAUCCUCUCCUUUCUUUCCAGAUCGUCACCCGAAUUGACACACUCCAAUAAAGUGGCCGCAAUGACGACGAGGAUGG
Aspergillus brunneoviolaceus CBS 621.78 is the source of this 1326-nucleotide messenger RNA. RefSeq lists its product as uncharacterized. NCBI's taxonomy places the organism in Eukaryota, Fungi, Ascomycota, Eurotiomycetes, Eurotiales, Aspergillaceae. The transcript has a single exon. The coding region runs from base 126 to 986 and encodes 286 amino acids. The record is from RefSeq and is a predicted model, not a curated record.